This is a messenger RNA of Trametes versicolor FP-101664 SS1, 694 nucleotides long. RefSeq names its product snare-like protein. Bases 32 to 673 code for a protein of 213 amino acids. The transcript has 3 exons. Gene Ontology annotation, cellular component: TRAPP complex. Lineage: Eukaryota; Fungi; Basidiomycota; Agaricomycetes; Polyporales; Polyporaceae. The record is from RefSeq and is a predicted model, not a curated record. Gene Ontology annotation, biological process: endoplasmic reticulum to Golgi vesicle-mediated transport.
CCGUCCUGCCCUCACCGCCCUCUCCUCGAUCAUGACCAUCUAUAGCCUCUAUAUCUUCGACAGACACUGCACCUGCGUGUACUACCAGGACUGGCACCGCACCGUCCGUCCGAAGACCGCAGUCGAGGGCGGCAUGCUCCCCGCCGUAUACGCCCCCGUCUACCCCUCGGGCCCGGGCGCCGCCGUCAGCAACCGCAACACCCUCUCUUCCAACUCUGGUAUCGUCGUGGCUGUGAACCACGGCGACGAAGAGGGCCCGCAGUCGUCUCUGCCGACCCAGCAGCUCUACAGCCCCAUCGCGCCACAACCACCCGCGCCGACGUCCGCGCUCUCAUUCGACGAGGAGUCGAAGCUCGUGUACGGAGUGGUGCUCUCAUUGCGGAACAUGAUCAGGAAGCUGUCCGGCAAGGACGAGAACUUCGUCAACUACCAGACGUCGUCGUACAAGCUCCACCUCUACGAGACGCACUCGGGCUUCAAGUUCGUCAUGCUCAGCGACCCCGGCGCGGACUCGCUCCGCUUCGUGCUCCGCCAGAUCUACGCCGGCCCGUUCCUCGAGUACGUCGUGCGCAACCCACUCGUCGAGGCCGACUCGCGCGAGCGCGGGAUCGACAACGACUACUUCCGCAUGAGCACGGACCGGCUCGUCCGCGGCCUUACCGUCUUUCAAUGAUCAUCAUACCCCGUAUCGCAC